CCGGGGUAACGCUGAAGGAGUUGAUCCAAGAUGGCGAAAACACACCGUAAAAAACAAUAAUGUCGUUUUUUUGCUAAAUUACAACGCAGGCACGGUAAAUUACCUGCUAUUUAUUUAACACGAUUAUCCUUCGAACACAAGCCUAUGAGCCAAGAUGGAGGAUGAAGAAACAACGUUGGCUUUGAUAAGAUGCUAUUGCUAUGAAAAGUAUUUCAACCACGCCGUGAACGCUUCAGCCGCAGCUCAGAAGAAAUUCGACAAUGAUCCCAUCUAUACUUUUUACCAUGCAUACGGCACCCUGAUGCAAGGUGGGCUUGAGAGAAAUCAAAUUCAAGAAGCCUCAAUGGAGUUGGACACGAUACGAGACAGUCGAGACGUGUCUCUCUGCACGCUGAUGGCUCUCGUCUAUGCAGAGAAAAAAAAGACAAAUCCGGAGAGAGAAGUCAUCCAAGAACUCGAUGCCAAGGUCAAGGAGGAUCGAAAAAGUGCAUCUCCCAAGAGUCUGUACUACGCUGGGAUGUUUCUCUGGCUAUUAGGGCGAAAUGAUAAGGCAAGAGAGUACACAGAGAGAAUGAUUAAACUCUCCAGUGGCUCUAGAGAGGGGAUGAUCCUAAAAGCCUGGAUAGAUGUGACAUCUGGUAAAGACGCCUACGCCAGAAAGGCUGGAAAGUACUUUGAUGAGGGACUGAAAGAGAAGGCAGAUGUUUUUGCUCUGAUGGGAAAGGCCCAAUACUAUGAAUAUCGUCAGAACUACUCCGGAGCGUUGGAGAUAGUCAACAAGGUCAUCGUUAGUUUUCCUGGUUUCUUGCCUGCACUCACCAAGAAGAUGAAACUGUUGCUCAGCCUUCAAGACUGGGAGCAAACCAUGAAUGCAUCACACAGGAUUUUACAGAAGGAUACAAAUAAUUUGGAGGCGCUACGGAUGCUGGCUCUACAUUCUUUAUGUAGAGAUGGAGAUAUUACUGAGUCGGUAAAGCAGCUUUCAAACCUCAUCGGCAGCAUUGAGCUCCUGGAACCACACAACCCAGAGCUCUUCUACAGGAUGUCUCUUGCCUUCACCCGGGUUUGUGGACGGAAUGAGAAAGUUAUUGGACAGACGUUUAGGAUGGUGGAAAGAGCCUUCUCUGUGGCAUCAGGGGACUCCGAUCUAGCCACGGAGUUGGGCUACCAGAUGGUGCUUCAGGGCAGAAUCAAGGAGGCCAUGAAGUGGUACAAGACAGCCAUGGCUUUGGACGAGACAAGUGUCUCUGCUUUGACUGGGAUAAUUCGUUGCCAGUUGAUAGAGGGCCAACUUGAAGAUGCAGAACAACAGUUAGAAUUUCUCACAGAGAUUCAACAAUCUAUUGGAAAAUCAGGGGAGCUACUUUACCUACGUGCUCUGCUGGCGGUUAAAAAGCGCCGCUCCCAGGAAGAGGUGACAAAUCUGCUGAAUGAUGCCGUGGACACCCACUUUUCCACUCUGCAGGGCCUACCUCUGGGAGUGGAAUACCUUGAGAAGCUGAACCCGGACUUCCUAUUGGAGAUUGUCAAAGAGUAUCUUGCAUUGUGUCCUGCUAAGCCUCCAGCACAGGGCCAGCCUCCGGCUCCCCAGCUUCAGCACUGUGCCACCUUGUUGGAUACUGUAGUCAAGAUUGUACCAGGUCUCCCCGAAGGUGUUUUCCUGCUAGCAAAAGUCAGAUAUCAGUCUGGUGACGUUUUAGCUGCUCAGAGCAGUCUACAACGUUGUCUGGACCAGUGUCCUUCCUAUGCAGAUGCUCAUCUGCUAAUGGCACAGAUUCAUCUGUUGCAGGGUAACUUCCCAUUGUCUUCCCAGUCUCUUGAGCUCUGCCUCAGCCAUAACUUUGAGAUACGAGAACAUCCCUUGUACCACCUGAUCAAUGCUCAGGCGAAGAAGAAAAUGGGUGAGCUGACGGAGGCUAUUCAGACACUGCAGAUGGCCAUGAGUCUUCCAGGUAUCCGCAGAGCUGGAUCCUCCAAAUCCAAGAACAAGAAGAUUGUGCUGAGUCCUGCUGACUGCGUCUCUGUCUUCUUGGAGUUAGCUGAGGCCCUGUGGCUCAACGGAGAACAGCAUGAAGCAGCAAAGGUGAUGCAAGAUGCCAUCAAUGAGUUCUCGGGAACGCCUGAGGAGCUGCGUGUCACCAUUGCCAAUGCGGACUUGGCCCUGCUGCGAGGAGAUACGGAGCAGGCACUGAGUAUGCUCCGAAACACUACCCCCGAGCAGCCAUACUACAUCCAAGCCAAGGAGAAAAUGGCAUACAUAUAUCUGAACCACAGGAAAGACAAACGUCUGUAUGCCAGCUGUUUCAGGGAAAUGGUAGAGAAGAUGCCCAGCCCAUACACAUACCUCUUAUUAGGUGAUGCCUACAUGAACAUUCAAGAACCUGAGAAGGCCAUUGAGGUUUAUGAGCAAGCUCUGAAGAAAAACCCCAAAGAUGGUGCCCUAGCCAGCAAAAUUGGGAGAGCCCUGGUCAAGACUCAUAACUACGUGAAGGCAAUAAAUUACUAUGAAGCAGCCCUGAAGACGGAGCAGCAGAACUUCCUGCGCUACGACCUGGCUGAGCUGCUGAUGAAGAUGAAGCAAUACCCGCGCUGUGAGGGAGUUCUAAAUGAAGCUUUGGCCCAUGAAUCAGUGAGCGAAGUGCUGGCGCUCUCAGAUGAUUGCCGCUCUCUGGUGCUGUUGGCAAAGGUCCAAAACAAGGUGGACAAAAUCGAGGAAGCUUUACUCUCCCUGCAAAGAGCCCGGGAUGUGCAGGCCAAGGUGCUGAAGCGGGUGCAGUUGGAGCAGCCCGACGCCGUCCCCGCGCACAAACAGCUCGCCGCCGAGAUCUGCGCUGAGAUCGCGAAACACUACACAAGUCAGAGGGGCUAUGAGAGGGCGGUCAAAUUCUACAAAGAAGCUCUUGUGUAUUGUGAGACCGAUCGCAAGGUGAUGCUGGAGUUGGCCCGGUUGUACCUCACUCUAGGUGAGGUUGACGCGUGCCAGGAGCAGUGCAGCGUCAUUUUGAAGAAAGACCAGUUUAACGAAGACGCAACUCUGAUGAUGGCUGACAUAAUGUUUAGGAAGCAGGACUACGAGAAGGCCGUCUUCCACUUCCAACAACUCCUGGAGCGCAAACCAGACAACUACCCAACGCUGUCGCGUCUCAUUGACUUGUUGAGGAGGGCCGGCAAGUUAGAAGAAGUUCCCCGAUUUAUUGACAUGGCAGAAAAACAUUCAUCCAGGACUAAAUUUGACCCUGGGUUCAACUACUGCAAAGGGCUUUAUCUGUGGUUCACAGGACAACCCAAUGAAGCUCUGCGGCACUUCAACAAAGCAAGGAAAGACAACGAUUGGGGUCAAAACGCUGUGUACAACAUGAUUGAAAUCUACCUAAACCCUGACAAUGACACCAUGGGAGGAGAAGUGUUUGAGAAUUUAGAUGGUGAAAUAGGGAAUUCCACGGAGAAGCAGGAGUCCGAGCAGCUCGCCGUGAGAACAGCGGAUAAGCUGCUGAAGGAGUUAAAGCCCCAGACACCAGGAGGACACACACAACUCCGCAUCCUGGAGAACUACUGCUUUCUGGCCACUAAACAAAAGGCCAAUGUGGAGAAAGCUCUUAGUGUUUUCACAGAGAUUGCAAACAGUGAAAGUGACCACGUACCGGCACUCUUGGCCAUGGCGACAGCUUAUAUGAUGCUGAAACAGACUCCCCGAGCCAGGAACCAGCUCAAACGCAUCGCCAAGAUGAACUGGAGCCUCAUCGAUGCCGAUGAGUUUGAGAAGAGCUGGCUGCUCUUGGCGGACAUCUACAUCCAUUUGGGGAAGUACGACAUGGCCGGGGACCUGUUGAAGAGAUGCCUCAAUCAUAACAAGUCAUGCUGUAAGGCUUACGAGUAUCUGGGCUACAUAAUGGAAAAGGAGCAGGCAUUCCGUGAUGCAGCUCUUAACUAUGAACUGGCUUGGAAAUAUGGAAAUCGAACUAACCCAACUAUUGGAUACAAGCUGGCUUUCAACUACCUAAAAGCAAAGAGGCAUGUUGAUGCCAUAGAUGUGUGUCAUAAGGUUUUGGCUGCUCAUCCAAAUUAUCCCAAAAUGAAAAAGGAAAUCCUCGACAAAGCUCGUUGUGCCCUGAGAUCGUAGUGUGUGUGUUUGUGUGAGAAAGAGAAAGUUAAUGCUUCUGUAAUAAAAUGUUACUUAUAUAUA
Molecule: messenger RNA, 4183 nt
Organism: Pungitius pungitius (ninespine stickleback)
Lineage: Eukaryota; Metazoa; Chordata; Actinopteri; Perciformes; Gasterosteidae
Gene: ttc21b
Product: tetratricopeptide repeat domain 21B
Exons: 29
Coding region: 155-4120 (1321 amino acids)
Biological process (GO): intraciliary retrograde transport; protein localization to cilium
Cellular component (GO): intraciliary transport particle A
Molecular function (GO): identical protein binding
Source: RefSeq, a predicted model, not a curated record